Molecule: messenger RNA, 1851 nt
Organism: Fusarium coffeatum
Lineage: Eukaryota; Fungi; Ascomycota; Sordariomycetes; Hypocreales; Nectriaceae
Exons: 6
Coding region: 1-1851 (616 amino acids)
Biological process (GO): L-leucine biosynthetic process
Cellular component (GO): mitochondrion
Molecular function (GO): 2-isopropylmalate synthase activity
Source: RefSeq, a predicted model, not a curated record
AUGACCAUGCUCAAGGAACCCUCCAAGAAAUACAAGCCCUUCCAGGGCCCUAAACUCACAAACCGAACAUGGCCCGACAAGACUAUCGAGAAGGCCCCUCGCUGGCUGUCGAGUUGUCUGCGCGAUGGAAACCAGAGUCUGCCUGACCCCAUGAACGGCGAGGAGAAGUGGCGCUACUUUAAGAUGCUGUGUGAUCUAGGAUAUAAGGAGAUUGAAGUCUCUUUCCCAUCCGCCUCCCAGACCGACUUCGACUUCACCCGACGCCUGAUCGAGACCCCUGGAGCUGUUCCUGACGAUGUCUUCCUACAAGUCCUGUCGCCCUGCCGACCUGACCUCAUCCGCAGAACUGUUGAGUCUGUUCGCGGUGCCAAGAACGCCAUUAUUCACAUCUACCUCGCUACAAGUGCUUGCUUCCGUCAAGUUGUUUUCGGCUACUCUGAGGAGCAAACCCUGGAGCUUGCUGUCGAGUGCACCAAGCUGGUCAGGUCUCUGACCAAGGACAACCCUGAGGCCUCUGGAACUAACUGGCAGUUCGAAUUCUCGCCCGAGUGCUUCUCCGAUACCGACCCCGACUACGCCGUGAGAGUUUGCCAGGCCGUCAAGGCUGCCUGGGGGCCCAAUGCCGAGGCUGGUGAUCAAAUUAUCUUCAACCUCCCCGCCACGGUCGAGCUGGCUACACCCAACAUUUACGCCGAUUUGAUCGAGUCUUUCUGCAACAACAUUGGAGAUAGACAGGAUAUUUGCGUGUCUCUGCACCCCCACAACGAUCGUGGAUGCAGUGUCGCUGCCGCUGAGCUGGCUCAGAUGGCUGGAGCUGACCGUGUCGAGGGAUGUCUGUUCGGUAAUGGUGAACGAACUGGAAAUGUCGACCUUGUCACCCUGGCUCUUAACCUCUACACACAAGGUGUCAGCCCUAACAUUGACUUCUCUGACCUGAACUCAGUUAUCGACAUGGUCGAGUCUUGUACUAAGAUCCCCGUUCACCAGCGUGCUCCUUACGGUGGCAGUCUGGUUUGCGCCGCCUUCUCCGGCAGCCACCAAGAUGCUAUCAAGAAGGGAUUCCAGGACCGCAAGAACAAGGGACUCAGCGACGAGGACCCCUGGAACGGCAUGCCUUAUCUGCCCCUGGACCCCCGCGAUAUUGGCCGAAACUACGAGGCUAUCAUUCGUGUCAACUCCCAGUCCGGAAAGGGAGGAAGCGCAUUCAUCGUUCACACCAAGCUCCAGCUCGACCUUCCCCGUGGUCUCCAGGUCGCCUUCUCCAAGGUUGUGCAGAAGCGCAGCGAGGAGGUUGGACGCGAGCUUUUGGCUUCUGAGAUCACCUCGCUGUUCGAGCGAACAUACUUCCUCAGCGAGAACCCCCACUUCCAGCUGGUCGACUACAGCAUCACCCCCGACCGAUCACGCUCUCCUGCACCUGCUGCCCAGGGCAGAACUCAGGACACCAAGGACUUUAUCCGUAUUUUCGAGGGUGUCAUUCUGGUGAAUGGCAAGGAGCUCAAGUUGCGUGGCCGGGGCAACGGUCCCAUUUCCAGUAUGGUUGCUGCUCUUAAGGAGAUCAACAUUGAGUUCGAUGUCAACGACUACAAGGAGCACGCUAUCGGUGAGGGACGUGGCGUCAAGGCUGCUUCUUACAUCGAGUGUAAGCCUGUUGGCAGCAAGCACUCUGUCUGGGGUGUUGGUAUCCACGAGGAUGUUGUCCAGAGUUCUCUGAUCGCUCUGCUGAGCGCUGCUAGCAACUUUGUUACCAGCCGACCUCCCAGCCCUCUGUCCAAGACUGAGACCGCCCCUGCUUCCCAAGAGCCCUCAAGCAUCGUCUCCAUCCUGGAGGAGAAGGCUAAUGAUAUGUAG